UCUGUUUGAGGAAAAAACGUGAACUCGGAGUGCAAGAUUGCAGUGGAGAAGGAAAGAUUACAGAUGCCCAUCUCGGAGCAGCUGGUUGGAUGGGGCGAAAAAUAAUAAUAAAAACUCAAUAGGCUAUAAUAAAAAUAAAAGGAUUACUCGAGUCAAGAAACUCACUUUUCACCGGGACCAACGCGGUAGCUCGCCGAUGAUUUUUCAGGCUAUUUAAUGGUUGAAAUAAAUAUAAAUACAUGUACUUGAAAUUUUUGCGUGGAGUUUGAUGAUCCUGGACGGUUGAGGCUUCCAUGGGUUUAACAAACAGUUCGGAUGAGUUGCUUGAAUCCCCAACCUGCUCAGAAGCAAGCUGUAACUGCGACAGCUGAUGUAGAAGCAUCCUCUAAGCUCCAGAGACAGCUGAUGAAGGUUCCUUACCCAGUUUAAAUCUGUGCUGCAGCAGCCUAAAACCCACACGGAGCACCUGAAAAGCUAAAAGCUUGCAGUUACCUAAUAGAAGGCAGACAUGGAAAUGACCAACGGGUCCCUGCAGUAUCCCUCCAUACUUCACACGGACUUCGGACCGCUAAAUGACCUUCUGGAGGAGAACGAAACGAACUCAACCGCAGGAGAGCGAAACUGGCUGAACUGCGUUCAGAUCCGGGUCCCUCAGGAGCUCUUCUUGGCACUGGGACUCAUCAGUCUGGUGGAAAACAUCUUGGUCAUCAUGGCGAUUAUUAAAAAUCGAAACCUCCACUCGCCCAUGUACUACUUUAUCUGCUGCCUGGCCGUGUCUGACAUGCUUGUCAGCGUCAGCAACGUGGUGGAGACCAUAUUCAUGCUUCUCAAUGACCACGGCCUCCUGGAUGUGAACCCCGGCAUGCUUCGCCACCUGGACAACGUCAUCGACGUGAUGAUCUGCAGCUCCGUGGUGUCCUCUCUCUCCUUUCUGUGCACCAUCGCUGCCGAUCGCUAUAUCACCAUCUUUUACGCGCUGAGGUAUCACAGCAUCAUGACCCCUCAUCGCGCCAUCAUCAUCAUCGUGGUGGUGUGGCUGGCCAGCAUCACCUCCAGCAUCCUCUUCAUCGUAUAUCACACCGACAACGCCGUCAUCGUGUGCCUCGUCACUUUCUUCUGCACUACUCUGGUAUUCAACGCCGUGUUAUACCUGCACAUGUUUGUCCUGGCGCACGUGCAUUCUCGGCGCAUCGUGGCUUUCCACAAAAACAGGCGCCAGUCCACAAGUAUGAAAGGAGCCAUAACCCUCACUAUCCUGCUCGGGGUCUUUAUUUUAUGCUGGGGCCCUUUCUUUCUACACCUUAUCCUCAUCCUCGCCUGUCCCACCAGCCCCUUCUGCAACUGUUUCUUUCGAAACUUUAACCUUUUCCUCAUCCUCAUCAUCUGUAACUCCCUCAUCGACCCGCUUAUAUACGCGUACCGGAGCCAGGAGCUGCGUAAAACCUUGCAGGAGAUGGUCCUGUGUUCGUUUUGCUUCGGCGUGUGAUAUCAUGGACAUUCCUGAACAAAACCGAGCGCAACACAACAUUCUUCCUCUGUCUUCAACAUGUCCGAAGAUAGAAUUAGACACAACUGAUAUAUGUUUAAACAUGCAAAUGUUGCCCGUGCGCGAGUGCACAUGGCAGCUGAAGACUGUCACACUGCAAAAAUUUGAUAAAUAGAACUGGCUUCCGUUUUAGCUGUAAAUUUAUUUAUUAUUGCGUUACGCUUUUUUUUUGUUCUUCACUGGGAAGCUUGUGGAUAAUCUCGUAAAUCAGUCAACAGUUUCACAACACUACUUAUUGGAUCUGGUCUUAGUGGUUUUUUUCUUUCUUCUGUAAACAUGUUUGAUUUUUUUUGUCUAAAAAUGCCUCUUAUGGUGGUCAAAAUAUGCUGCCUUAAUUCUUUUUUAAAAAGGCGUUCAAUUAUUAUAAUUUCUUGAAAAUAAAAAAGGAAGUUUACUUUCAUUUUUAAAAUGGCCAACAACAAAAGGUCGCUACCUUACAUCUCUAUCCCUUUUAAGAUUAUUUAUUAUUAUUUCUGAAUCAAUAUCUUAAUUACAUUUUUCUUUUAAUGAAUGAUGUGCGUUGCAAGAAUUAAAAAAAUAGAAGCAGCGAAUAAUCUCUUAGUUACUGCAGCUCAAAUGCAGAUUAUUUUAUAUAUAGACUGUCUUUGGGAAAAUGUUCAAGCAUGGUGCAAACGGAGCAGGGGACGGAUGAAACACAGCUUAAUUGGAGGGGCGAUCAGACUAAACCUUAAAAUGACACUGUGUGACAAACUCCAAAAUUACUGUUGCAAAAAUAAACGCCAAAUAUCCCAGUGACUUUAAAAAAAAGAAAAGAAAAAAAGGGGACAAAAAUCACAUGAACAUGCUUGGUGGUAGGCCCGAGGCUCAUGGCAUGAGAGGGUUUAUGAAAGAAGAAAGAAGCCAUGUCAAAGCUAUAUUUCUGGAAGUUUGUGGGUUCUCUGAAAUGCGCAAAUAAGGGACAGUUUGGGCUGCAGUUUUUGUUAUGUAGGACAGUCUAGGAAGGAACGGACUAAAGAUCCAUGAUUAAAAAGACAGCAUACAGGUUACACCAAGUCCAGCUAAUGUAAUUAAUUAACUUCAUUGCAUAAAUUAAUUAUUAACAUUAAUAGUUUUAGUUGAUGCAUAUAUUCCAUGGUGUUCUUUAUUUAUCCCACAUAAGUGCUGGUAACAGGCCUGCAUUUUGCACUCUUAUCAUUUUCUGUGGAAAAGAUGAAAUUCAUCCAUCUUAAUUUAAACUCUGAAAAGUUUUAAAUCCCCACAUGAUGGUGGGAAGAAAGGUUUCUGGGUUAUCAAGCUG
Molecule: messenger RNA, 2804 nt
Organism: Maylandia zebra (zebra mbuna)
Lineage: Eukaryota; Metazoa; Chordata; Actinopteri; Cichliformes; Cichlidae
Gene: mc1r
Product: melanocortin 1 receptor
Biological process (GO): G protein-coupled receptor signaling pathway
Cellular component (GO): membrane
Molecular function (GO): melanocyte-stimulating hormone receptor activity
Source: RefSeq, a predicted model, not a curated record